Molecule: messenger RNA, 1172 nt
Organism: Seriola dumerili (greater amberjack)
Lineage: Eukaryota; Metazoa; Chordata; Actinopteri; Carangiformes; Carangidae
Gene: steep1
Product: chromosome unknown CXorf56 homolog
Exons: 1
Coding region: 137-814 (225 amino acids)
Source: RefSeq, a predicted model, not a curated record
CACACAGGAAGUACUGCGUUGUUUCUGUGUUCAGGAUUCAAUUUUAAACUCAAGUCUUGAUUUUGUCGUCAUGGCGUCUCGGCAGUAGAGUUUAAUUAAACCGCACUGUGAUUAAAACCAGUUUAAGUGGCCGAACAUGCCGAAGGUCGUGUCCAGAAGUGUUGUGUGCUCGGACACAAGAGACAGAGAGGAGUACGACGACGGAGAAAAGCCUCUUCAUGUCUACUACUGCCUGUGUGGGCAAAUGGUUUUGGUGCUGGACUGCCAGCUGGAGAAACUGCCCAUGAGGCCCCGGGACCGAGCCAGGGUGAUCGACGCGGCCAAACAUGCUCACAAGUUCUGCAACGUGGAGGACGACGAAAACGCGUACAUCAAGAGAGCCGAGGGCAUCGAGAAGCAGCACCGCAAGAAGUGCGGCAAGUGUGGCCUGCUGCUCUUCUACCAGCACCAGGAGAAGAACAACCCGGCCACCUUCAUUUUGGAUGGAGCCGUGGUCAAGUUCGGACAGGGCUUCGGCAACACCAGCGUCUACAGCCAGAAGCAGCCGGAAGCACCCAAGAAAGUCCGCGUGAUGAUGACCAAGCGGACCAAAGACAUGGGCAAAUUCAGCUCCGUCACGGUGUCCACCAUAGACGAGGAGGAGGAGGAGAUCGAGGCCAGGGAGGUGGCGGACUCGUACGCCCAAAACGCCAAAGUGAUCGAGAAGCAGCUGGAGAGGAAGGGCAUGAGCAAGAGAAGGCUGCAGGAGCUGGCUGAGCUGGAGGCCAAGAAGGCAAAGAUGAAGGGCACACUCAUUGACAAUCAGUUCAAGUAGACGAGUCUCACUGAGGGCCAAAGACUUGCUGUGACUGUUAUCCUGUGGACGCAUUCACCUGCACUAAACCACAGUGGGUCCUGCAGCUCGACUGAACUGAUCUGUCCGGUAUUGGCCCACCAGUUUGUCUGGGGCAACAGCACUCCAGUGGACAAAAAGAGUUGCAUAUAUUUGGACACAGAGAAAAAGGACUGGUUAUAUGUGUGGGUGUUGCAUAUUAUGAUACUGGUCUUGGGGAUCAGCAUCUUAACAUAGAUCUUUAAGUCACAGACCAGUUAUAGACCAUUUGAAUUUGUUUAAAAUGUUAUUUUGUACAAAAUUAAAAGACAAAAUAAACUUGUUUGGUAUUUUUAAGACA